GGCGUCGUGUCAUUUCCGCGCGCUUCACAGUGGCACCCCAAAUCGCCUUAUGGUUGUUCGGGACUCGAACGAUUCGCUCUCAGCUCAAAAAACACGGAAACACGGGAUCGUCCACAGGUUGAUUUCAUCGUGGACGUUUGGGGUCUCAUCCGAGGACAGCGGGCUUCCACAUCCAUUCUAAGAACCACUCAGUCUCCCCCCGGCCGUGAGAUACAAGUGUUGCUGUCGUCCAGUGACAGAUUCUUCCUCUCAGUCAACGGGUGUAAGGGGGCUAGGAAAUAAAGAUGCCGAAACCGAUCAACGUCCGGGUCACCACCAUGGAUGCAGAGCUGGAGUUUGCCAUCCAGCCCAAUACCACAGGGAAACAGCUCUUCGACCAGGUGGUGAAGACAGUGGGUCUGCGGGAGGUCUGGUUCUUCGGUCUACAGUAUGUGGACAGUAAAGGCUACAGCACCUGGCUCAAACUCAAUAAGAAGGUGACCCAGCAGGAUGUGAAGAAGGAGAACCCCCUGCAGUUUAAGUUCAGAGCCAAAUUCUUCCCUGAGGAUGUGUCGGAGGAGCUCAUCCAGGAGAUCACCCAGAGACUCUUCUUUCUUCAGGUGAAGGAGGCCAUCCUGAAUGAUGAGAACUAUUGUCCCCCAGAGACGGCGGUGUUACUGGCAUCAUACGCCGUCCAGACCAAGUAUGGAGACUACAACAAAGAUGCCCACAAGCCUGGCUACCUUACCCAUGACAGACUGCUGCCUCAGAGAGUCCUGGAGCAACACAAGCUGACCAAGGAGCAGUGGGAGGACCGGAUACAGACUUGGCAUGAAGAACACAGAGGAAUGCUCAGAGAGGACUCGAUGAUGGAGUAUCUUAAAAUCGCCCAGGACCUGGAGAUGUACGGCGUCAACUACUUUGAGAUUAAAAACAAGAAGGGCACACAGCUGUGGUUGGGCGUGGAUGCUCUCGGCCUCAACAUCUAUGAGCAUGAAGACAAGUUGACACCAAAGAUUGGCUUCCCCUGGAGCGAGAUUCGAAACAUCUCUUUCAACGACAAGAAGUUCGUCAUCAAACCUAUCGACAAGAAAGCGCCUGACUUUGUGUUUUAUGCCCCGCGACUGCGCAUCAACAAGCGAAUCUUGGCGUUGUGUAUGGGAAACCACGAGUUGUACAUGAGGAGGAGAAAGCCCGACACCAUCGAGGUGCAACAGAUGAAGGCUCAGGCCCGGGAGGAGAAGCACCACAAACAAAUGGAGAGGGCCCAGCUGGAGAAUGAGAAAAAGAAGCGAGAGCAUGCGGAGAAAGAAAAGGAGAAGAUAGAGCGUGAGAAAGAUGAGCUCAUGGAGCGGCUAAGACACAUUGAGGAGCAGACGAUGAGAGCUCAGAAAGAGCUCGAGGAGCAGACUCGCCGGGCCCUGGAGCUGGAGCAGGAGAGAAGGAGAGCGAGGGAGGAGGCGGAGAGGCUGGAGAGAGAGAGGACAAUGGCAGAGGAGGCGAAGGGGGAGCUGGCCAAACAGGCCGCAGACCAGCUGAAGAACCAGGAGCAACUGGCUGCUGAACUGGCAGAAUUCACAGCCAAGAUCGCUCUCCUGGAAGAUGCCAAGAGGAAGAAAGAAGAUGAGGCUUCAGAAUGGCAACACAAGGCUCUCUCAGCCCAGGAUGACUUGGAGAAGACCAAGGAGGAGCUAAAGACGGCGAUGACAAUUAUGCCAGCAGCUCCAGGCGGCAAUGCCGAGAGCGAGCACGACGAGCAGGACGAGAACCACGCAGAGGCCAGUGCCGAGCUGUCCAACGAGGGCGUCAGCGAGAUCGACCUCCGCAGCGAAGAGGCGCGCGUCACUGAAGCCCAGAAGAACGAGAGGGUGAAGCAGCAGCUGCAGACAUUAAGUUCAGAGUUGGCCGAGGCCAGAGACGAAACCAAGAAGACACAGAACGACGUGCUACACGCCGAGAAUGUGAAAGCCGGCCGAGACAAAUACAAAACGCUGCGCCAGAUCCGAUCGGGCAACACGAAGCAGCGCAUCGACGAGUUUGAGUCCAUGUGAGGACGGCGCCUCCCUCCCCUCCGCCCGCUUUCCCCUCAGGGGCACCUGUUCCCGAACUUUCCCCCCGGCGGCUGCUCGAUUUUUUUUCAUGGACAACAGAUGCUGCCGUCCCCUCGACGCCCUCAAGCAAUAUUGAGAAAUGAUCUUGUCAAACUUUGCCAAAGUCCUGUCCCACGUGUCCACUCUGAAAGUCUGUAAAUCUCGGUGAUGUGGAGCCGCUUUGAACGAGCACACAUCGUCACACUGCAGAGGUGUGUAUCUGUAAUCCUUAAGCACAGGGGAAAGGAGAAACUGUAAAACCAAAAUGGAAGCGAUUGGAAGUUUUAUUUUUAUUUUGAGUAAACAGGGCCAUAGAAAGCUACUUUAUUUUGCCUCACGACUUGUAUGCAAAGCUUUAGUAUGAAUCCAUAUCUUCAGUUGUUUUUAAGUUCAUGUCCUCUGCUUUUUGUUUGACUCGUUUUAUCGAUGACGCCCUUUGUUUUAGUUUGUCUGUCCAACACAAUGAGGAGUUUGGGAAUAAAUGAGGUCAUUCACGUUACAUCGUCACAUUUCACAUGCUAAAUAUGCUAAUUCACUUAGCCCCUGUCAGCUAAGCUGAAGUCUCUUCAAGCUGUAGUUGUAAUGUCUCAUCAGUAGGUUUCUCUACAAAGACACUGCAGUAUUUUAAUAGUUUCAUUUGAGGCUGAAUAACUUGAAUAGUGAUAUUUUCCAAUUUGGAUAAAAAAUCCUUUUUCGUUAAUGAAAUUGAAGUGAAUGGACCCUCACGGGGAGAAGAGACGCCCGACUUGUCGCACGGCAGGUUCUGAUGAACGAAUGUAGCAAAGGUAACAAAGGGAAAGUGUUUUUUCACAUGCACAGGUGAUAGGACCGCAUGUACCGAGCUUGUGCCACUGAGCUGUCGCCCUCGAGCUUAAAAGUGUUACGGAGAUAAGCUAAUUGGUAGUUGUGUGUCUAUUUGUCUGUGUGCCUGUGAUCCCUGUUGCAUCCCAGUGUUUCAUUCCCAGUCACCUUAGAUGGUUUUCUCUGCCUACCAGCACACAGAGGAUCCCAGGGUGUAACAGACAGAACAGACAAGACGAGUGUCGCCUCUGUGCUGCUCGUGUCUGUCCGACUGUAUGAUUGUUAGUGUGUUUUGUGUGUGUGUGUCUAUAUAUGAAUGUGUACAGGUGUGGAAGCUGAAGCCUAGCACCUCUCUGGCUGGGGAGCUUAUGAAAACAUCAGUCCUAGACCCUGGACAAAUCUCUACCUCAGUAAUGUUAGUAGUGGUGACUGACAGUCAAACACUGUGAGUGGGUCUGUCCACCCCCCCGUUUCCAAAACAUAAGGUCAUGAUUUAUUUCGGUUGCUGUUACAUGCUUGGGCUAGUUUUGACAAAGUGUUAUUUCUUACAUAUGAAGCUAUAUUUACUCGGUGGUCUCUCCCUGCUCCCUCCUCGCUCAGAUGUUUUUUAUUCCUUCUCAUUUUGCCUGAGAGGAAAUCCCCCAAAACAAUGAGGAAGGCGAAUGUAAUAAUGUUGCGAGUAUCAGACCGGAGAUGGACUGUAAACAGAUUUUCGGUGUUAUUUCACUGUCCCCUGACUGGGACCUGUGAAGUGUGACUGGACCCGAGACCUCGAAAAGAAGGCUGUCGUGUAAAUUAAUGAAAAUGGCCUUAAGAGUCUGUUGGAACCUUUUCUCCUCUUUAACAAUUCCCACUUUUAAGACCUGAAAUGAAUUCUUGGAGCUGAAGAGGCCUGUGUUAGUUCCUCUUAAUGUGAAGGGACCUCGCUAUUGGGAUUUCUGCAAAUCUCUCCAGAAUGAAAGGGAGAAUUUGGCCAAUUUUUCCCCCUGAAAUCUUAAAAAAUUCCCAUCUAACCACAUCGUUAGUGCUCAGACGACAAACUGACUUUUUGUGGGCUGGCUAAUACGUCCCAGGGUGCAUUUGUGAAAUUUAAGUUUUCCAUUUAUUUUUAUUAACAAUAUGAGAAAUGUUAUUUGUUGCGCGAUCACUUGACAGCUGGUGUAGUUUUGACGUUUGUUUGUUUUUAAAAUGAGUUUUAAAGCACUUGUAUGAAACGGGACACUGAAGCCUGCCUUUUGUGUUUAACUCCAGUGUCCGCUGUUAGUGUUGUUUGCCAUAGCAGGUUUAAAAAAACAAAGACAAGGUCCUGCGCUUCCAGCUAAUAUUUUUGUAUUCCCUAAAUCUGCAGCAUGCAUCGCUUCAUUGGAGGGGAAAACUCAUGUUGACAAGCCCACCCCCCCAGAACCUCCACAGUGGAGCUGCAAGGCCUCAGUUGGUUUCUCCACAGCAGAAUGUUGUCAUCCUGCCUGUCCCCUCCAAUGAAGCCAGCGUCUGAUGAUGCCCGUUCUGCCACCAGCUGUCAUGUUAUGCCUCCCCCCCCCCCGCUCAUGUUAGUGUUCUUUAAGAUAGAAGGCAAAGAUGGAUUGCAGUUCAUUCCAUUGGUUCACAAAUAAAAGUUUUAAAUUUUGAA
Messenger RNA from Hippoglossus stenolepis (Pacific halibut), 4500 nucleotides. Its product is annotated as radixin. Gene Ontology annotation, biological process: regulation of cell shape; positive regulation of protein localization to early endosome; regulation of organelle assembly. The transcript has 15 exons. Gene Ontology annotation, cellular component: cytoskeleton; adherens junction; apical part of cell. The record is from RefSeq and is a predicted model, not a curated record. Gene Ontology annotation, molecular function: cell adhesion molecule binding; actin binding. NCBI's taxonomy places the organism in Eukaryota, Metazoa, Chordata, Actinopteri, Pleuronectiformes, Pleuronectidae. Bases 285 to 2030 code for a protein of 581 amino acids.